ACAUGAAUGUGUGGCCCCUACCAGGUGCCAACACCAUCCUCUGUCGCAGUUAAAUAAUAUAGGCAUGAACCCAUGCGUCCACCAAACCUUAAUCAUGGGUGGGAAAUUUCUAAUUGCUUAAGCUUGGCAACAAAUUAUGUAGAAAAUAGGGAAGAUUUAGACUUUUCCUCGAAUUGGGUUUUCCUUUGACCUGUACUCUAAUUCAUUUUCUGCUUUCUUUAGCAUUCAAUAGAGUCUGCAACCACCGGCUGCAAAAAAAAACAAAGAGGCUGCAAUGGGAGUGCAUGGAAAUGUCAGCGUCUUCCUGGUCAGCGUCACGGGUACGUGUUACUCCGGACUCGUUUUCUUGCCGUUGGAUUGGACUAUAUAGUAUCCUGUAUCCACUAAAGUUAUGGUCACAGACAUCACAGGCAUGUCACUGAACCAUCACGACUGUUUUACAUAUUUUCUGUGUAUUUCAAAAGACCUUUACCAUUCUCUUUUUUACGGUUGACAUAGGCGUAGACGAAAACCUGAUGCGAGCAAAUCAUUGAUCUGCAAAUAGACAUGGUUGGGUGAAGUCUCUAGAUUGCUCAAGUCAAAAUUCAGAUGAAACAUCUCUCUUUCUCUGUGUUUUCUUUUCUUCUGUGGAAGUGGAAAGACCCAUUUUCCCAGAACAAAGUUGUUUUGCUCCUUUUGUAGAGGUGUUCUGCUUUAAUCAAAAGACUUUUCUGUUUGGGGCUCUUGUUUUUCUUGGUUAUCUUAGGUUGAAGGGCUCUCUGCAAGUUUGGCACUUCAUUUGGUGGUCACCAAGAGGGAGUUCUGGUAUCUGGAUUAUCUUGCCUCUUUGAGCACUGUUUCUUUAUUUGGCUGCUGUUUUCAUUUAUGAAGAUUCCUUUUCGAGAAUUGGAGUUAUCAUUAAGUGUAAGGAACUGGGGUUUUGAUGAGAAAGAAGAUUAUGCAAUCUGAUUCUGGACAUGAUUCUUUGAGCCGUUGUUUGCUUGUUAUCUUGCUCAUUUACGGGAAAGCUGCAAGGGAAAUACUCUGUUACGGGAAAUUCUACUUGGAGCUAGAUAAGAUUUGAGGGGAAAUUUUAGCAGUUUUCAAGAUUGCAGAAAUAGGAGUCUUUCUUGGUAGGGUUCCAACAAUAUAAAGUUUGCUCAUUUUGCAUAUUCUGAGUCUUAGAGGGUUCGAGUUCGAAUCCAUUCAAUUCUGUUAAAUUGCUUCCAAUUCUGAGUUCUAUCAAUUCGCCUUCUUCUGGUGUCAGGAGGUUAGUUUUUAUUUUCUUGUUUUUCUGUACUUCCUCAUUACUGUUAUGAUAAGAGUUCAAAAUUGGUUUCUUCAGGUUAAAGCUUCUUCCUUGAAAAAUAUGAUUGCUCUCAUGUGCUAGGAUGGUUCACAUGUUAAUAUGUAUUUUGUGAACAUUUGAGCAUCUGGUUUCAAUUAGUUUAGCGUUGGUUGCAGUCCUAUCUCUUAAGUCAUGAUAUGUAACUUCAGAUAUCAGAU
This is a messenger RNA of Rubroshorea leprosula, 1485 nucleotides long. Lineage: Eukaryota; Viridiplantae; Streptophyta; Magnoliopsida; Malvales; Dipterocarpaceae. The record is from the annotation of a GenBank genome assembly.